This is a messenger RNA of Amblyraja radiata (thorny skate), 786 nucleotides long. It is a transcript of the gene tmem97, whose product is annotated as transmembrane protein 97. The record is from RefSeq and is a predicted model, not a curated record. Lineage: Eukaryota; Metazoa; Chordata; Chondrichthyes; Rajiformes; Rajidae. Gene Ontology annotation, cellular component: endoplasmic reticulum. The transcript has 3 exons. The coding region runs from base 80 to 595 and encodes 171 amino acids.
ACCCAAUGAGCCGAACUAUCCCGCCCACAGUGUCCUCUCCCCGGCCCCGCUCCCUCCCUCCCUCCCUCCCUGCCCAGCCAUGGCCGAGCCCGGCCGGCUACUCGAGUACAUCUUCAGCUUCUACUUCAUCAGCCACAUCCCCAUCACGUUGGCCGUCGACCUGCAGGCGCUGCUGCCCCGAUCCAUCUUCCCCGGCGCGCUGCAAGGUUUACUAGAUUGGUAUUCAGCUCGGUUCAAAGACCCAAUGCUGCUGGACCCACCACCAUGGUUCAGUGUAUUCAUUCUAUGUGAAGCAGUGCUGCAGAUGCCUUUCUUCCCUUUUGCAGCAUAUGCCUUCUACAAAGGUAGCUGUUCAUGGAUAAGGAUGCCAGCCAUUGUGUACUCCACACAUGUGGCCACAACAGUUGUUUCAAUCCUUGGGCACAUUCUGUUCAAUGAUUUCUCAAAGUCCACGUAUCCGGGACCGAAUACCCUGUCAGAACGGUUGACCCUCACAGCUAUUUACAUUCCCUAUUUAAUCAUCCCGCUCCUGAUUCUGCUAACUAUGUUAUUCAGCAAACGGUACAAUUCCGAUGGGAAAAAGAAGAGGAAAUAACUGUUUCCGUCGAACCGUUUAGAGAAUCGGGUCCCCUUUUUCAAGUGAAUUGCUGAGAAUGAAUACUUUAUAAUUUUACAAUGUUACCCGUGUGGGUUUUCUCCGAGAUCUUCGGUUUCCUCCCAAUCGCCAAAGACGUAUAGGUUUGUAGGUUAAUUGAUUUGGUAUAAAUGUAAAUUGUCCCUAGCGUG